GCGGUUUCCACCAAGGAGACGGACUGGAUAUCUGCGCCCGCGGCUCCACGAUAGCCAGCUCCCAAUGCGACACACUUGGUGUUUUCUCAGGCGGAGGCUUGUCUACCUGGUUCAAAAACCCUUGGAUGCCAUCGUCCCUCUGACUCUAUUCAUCCCUUCCUGUGUUUUUUUUCCCCCAAUCAUCUCGCUUUCUCUUAUGACCAUCCCUUGCCCAAACGACCUGUCGUCAGCGGCUCCAGAUCUUUACUCCUCUCACCUCGCUGAGUUAUGAGAGUGGCAGCACAGUUUUACCACUUGCAGCAUUUUUUCCCGUACUCGGCCAGUUUUAAAAAUCAGCAGUCUGCCUAUUUCCUCCGUUUUUCUGCAGUUUACCGAUCUGCUUAACCAAAUCAUUGUCUUCGCCCAUGACUCCUUAAUUUCAUUUUCUAAUUCUCAUUCUGGCUGCUCACUGUUGCUCGUUUAAACUCAAGAAAUUGGAAAAUUCAAUGGAUAUAACCCCUGGAGAAUGAUUAAUUUAAUGUCACUUCAAUUCUGACUAGACCAGACUCCUGUACCUCCUCCCUGAUGUGAGUAUUGAGAAGAGCGCCUGUCCUGGAUGGUAGGGUUUACUCUUGGAAACGUUGUGGGAAUGUAUCUGGCCCAAAAUUAUCAGAUUCCAAAUAUCUAUAAGAAGUUUGAAGAGUUCAAAAAGGAUGCUGAAUCCCGAAAAAAGCCACCAGAUGAUCGAUCAUAAUGUGUAUGGCCCAUGGAUGACAUUGGGACAUUGGCAUUUGGUUACUAAUGCUAAACUGACUCUAUGCAUUGAGUAUCAAACAGUAUUGGACCCACCUCAACAGUUCUAUUUAUUUAGCACUGAUUAAAAAUAAAAGUAGUCCAACUCAAAAAUCA
Messenger RNA from Hypanus sabinus (Atlantic stingray), 888 nucleotides. It is a transcript of the gene stmp1, whose product is annotated as short transmembrane mitochondrial protein 1. NCBI's taxonomy places the organism in Eukaryota, Metazoa, Chordata, Chondrichthyes, Myliobatiformes, Dasyatidae. The transcript is spliced from 4 exons. Bases 596 to 733 code for a protein of 45 amino acids. The record is from RefSeq and is a predicted model, not a curated record.